Dunckerocampus dactyliophorus (ringed pipefish) is the source of this 2691-nucleotide messenger RNA. RefSeq names its product ring finger protein 169 (gene rnf169). Gene Ontology annotation, molecular function: nucleosome binding; ubiquitin-protein transferase activity. Gene Ontology annotation, cellular component: site of double-strand break; nucleus. The record is from RefSeq and is a predicted model, not a curated record. The transcript is spliced from 7 exons. Lineage: Eukaryota; Metazoa; Chordata; Actinopteri; Syngnathiformes; Syngnathidae. Bases 33 to 1676 code for a protein of 547 amino acids. Gene Ontology annotation, biological process: double-strand break repair.
UUUGUUUUGAAGCAGAACACUCUCCAGGCAAGAUGGCGGCCUCGGGGUCUGUCCAACGGUCCGGGAAGGCGACAGACGCUGGCGAGUCCCGGUCCGGUACCGGCCUCGGCAUCGCGUGCGGAUCCGCCUACUCGUGUCCGCCCGCGCACGACACCGAGACACCCGUCGUCUGCGAGCAUGCGCGGUCCGCCGGCAGCCCGCCCUGCUCUGGCCAUGGGCGACGAAGGACCGAGGCCGAGAGGAGCGGUGGCGAGGUGGCGGCGAAGGACGCCGAGCACCGGAGAGGACCGACAGACUUGUUUAUUUGUCCAAGCGUGGUCCAGACGUCUGCAGAAGGUCCAAACAUGAAGCACAAGCUGCCUGUGUGCGAGGACCGAGAGGAGAUGAGGAGGAGGAGCCUAUGCAGAGAUGAGCCAGGUGUUCUGUCGGACUCUGAGAACGAGGUGCCCAUCGGCAGGAGGAUCAGGACCUUGUCCGCCUUUGUCAGGAGAACGAGAACCUCUUCCGGCAUCACCAGGUCAUCUCAGAGGAGCCGCAGCUGCACGCUGGAGCACAGAGGAGGGAAGCUGAAGUUGGUCUCGCAGGUGGCCAUGUUGGACAGGGUUGGCGUCGGUCACAGCUUCACGGCCGGAAUCCUCCUCUCAUCCGAGAACAGCCGCUCCGUCUCAGCACCCGCUUCUGCUCCCGAACGCCGGCCGGCUUGGCGGACAGCAAUGACGUCGUCAGCCACGCCCCUGAGCUUCCCUCAGUUUGGAGCGGAACGCUCCAUUAGUCCCGAGAGCAACGACAGCAUCUCGGAGGAGCUGAACCACUUCAAACCCAUUGUAUGCUCGCCGUGCACGCCACCGAAACGUCUGGCGGACGGUCGACUGCUGGAGCCCACCAUCGUCAAGUCCACGCCCCGGAAUCUAACGAGCGGCCUGACCAAGCCCACAAGCUACGAGACCAGCCCGGCCGUGCUGCAGAGGUGGCGGCAGAUCGAACUGGACCGCCAAAGCUUCAAAGUUAACUCAAAGGCCACACUGACCAGUCCCAUCAAGGAGCUCCAGGACAGUGUGGGGGUGUCCUCGGGUGGGCGGAGCGGCACCAGCAACAAGAGAAAGCUGGUGUUCGACCCUCCAAACACAGAUGGCGAUGCCUUCCAGAAACAGACAGUCAAGAUCCGCGUCCCCGCCGUCCGCUACAGCAGCGAGGUGACUUUCAGAGGAAGUUCCGAGUUUGAGACUACGGUGGGUGUUCCGGAGCUGCGAGGGGGAGGGGCUUUGUUUGGCCGCAGACAUUCAUUCUCUCCUUACGCACACAAGUCGGGCUUCCAGUCCUGUAAGAUGGUGCCAAAGGACUCGUCGAGCCCCCGUAAAGAGUCCGACAGCGGCGUCCGCUACCAAACGACUACCUCAAAGAGGAGCAGGAAGAGCCACCAGAAGACCAAACACCUGGACCAGGACCGAGACUCGGACCGAGUGGCCCCAGAGGUCUUUGACGAGCACCUCCUCCGCACCAUCCGACAGGAGAGGCGGGACCGAGCGCUAGCCGUGAAGCUGCAGAGACAGUUUGACCGAGAGAGCGACCCCUGCAGGACCAGUCCUGACAAGUACUUCCUGCGCUCCUGGAUGUCCAAUCAGAAUCGCAGGAGGCGCGGCCUACGACGCUCUCGACGUAUCAACAAGCAGCGCUAGUCAAAUCAAGGAAUCCAAACAUUUUUUUCCACCAACAUCUUCAUCAUUUCCUGACACUAACUGGCACUAAAGGAUCCUGCUGUAAAAGAAACAAAAAAAUCAAACAUGUUGUCACAUGACUUUUCCUCUCUCCAUUGUGCUAACAGGUUGACGUGCAAGGAGGCAAAUGUUAGCUUGCUAGUACAGCAAACACAAAGUUGACCAAUGAUGACUUUGCUUCUACUGCAGUAUUUUUCUCACAUUAUUGCUUCUUAUCAUUGAUUUUGGAAAUCAGCAUAUUUUUUUACUUUGGAUGUUUGUCACAGUGUCAGUGUGUUCAGUUUCCAUCAUCAGUAACUUUAAACACAAGCUUUUAUAUACAUAAAUAUAUAUAGAUAUACUGUAUAUUUUAGGGGGUGUCCCAAUGAGACCAUCUCCUCCACUGAAGGGCUUUUUUUCUUGACAUGCCAGCUUUAAUUUACUUUCUACAGCAAAGAUGUUAUGCACAUUUUCUAAACUAGUUGAAGAGUGUUGGAUGAUGUAGCAGAGUGCCAAAUGACUGGUUGAAACUGUGACAUUUUGUAUGACAGCACGUCUAAAUUAUUAAAAAGUUGAAACCAUCACCGUCAAAGAUUGGUCAGCAAGAACGCGUGAACGUUCCAAAUAACUAACAAACACUUGGUGACGCUGAAAAGCCUGGAGAACUUUCCACGUGGAACGACAGGAGUUAACCUGAAUGUAUGACCGGACCAAUAUGGCGGCCUCGCUGACGACAACAUGACGUCAUUUUGAGACCAAUCAGGAGCUUCCAGAUCACGGGGUUUGUGUUUGGGACGGAAGACAGCAAGAUGGCAACUGCACGGAGUGGUCUCUUGGAGAAAUGGCGGAUCGACGAGAAGCCGGUGAAGAUCGAUAAAUGGGAUGGAGCGGCAGUGAAGAACUCUUUGGAUGACGCUGCCAAGAAUGUCGGUGGUCAAACACGCAAGCGUGCUGUGACGUCACGUGUCUGAGAUUUCUUGCUUUGUCCUGCGGCUCU